Messenger RNA from Cynocephalus volans (Philippine flying lemur), 1149 nucleotides. It is a transcript of the gene ARL5C, whose product is annotated as ADP ribosylation factor like GTPase 5C. Gene Ontology annotation, cellular component: cytoplasm; trans-Golgi network. Gene Ontology annotation, molecular function: GTP binding; GTPase activity. The transcript has 8 exons. Gene Ontology annotation, biological process: vesicle-mediated transport; intracellular protein transport; protein localization to Golgi membrane. NCBI's taxonomy places the organism in Eukaryota, Metazoa, Chordata, Mammalia, Dermoptera, Cynocephalidae. The record is from RefSeq and is a predicted model, not a curated record.
AUGACAGGCAACCGCUGUUAUAACUUCUUGACCAGCAGCACGGGCAUCAUCUGGAAGUUUGUUAGAAAUGCAGAACCCUGGGCCCCAGCCCAGACCGACUGGAUCAGAAUCUGCAUUUUGACAAGACCCCCCAGCCUGACAGGUGAGGUGGUCCAUACCUGUCCCACCAUCGGUAGCAACGUGGAGGAGAUCGUUCUGCAGAAGACCCACUUUUUAACGUGGGACAUAGGAGGGCAGGAGGCUCUGCGCUCCAGCUGGAACACGUACUAUUCCAACCCUGAGUUCCUCAUCCUUGUGAUUGACAGCACAGACCAGGACCGGCUGCUGACCACUCGGGAGGAGCUGUAUAAGAUGCUGGCCCAUGAGGCUCUUUGAGAUGCUUCAGUCCUGAUCUUUGCCAACAAGCAGGACAGGAAGGACUCCAUGAGCAUUGUGGAGGUCUCCCGAUUUCUUACUCUCAGUGCCAUCAAAGUCCACCUGUGGCACAUACAAAGCUGCUGUGCCCUCACUGGGGAAGGGUACAGUUCUAAGCACUGGAGAAAAAGCAGUGAAUGAAACAGACAGAAAUCCCUGCCCUUGUGGAUCUUACUUCGCACUGGGGGAGACAGACAAUAAACAAGAAAAAUAUAUAGCUGCCCGCCGGGCUCCAGUGGAUGCAAUCUUGGGCCACUGCUAACUGAUGUCCCAGUCUGAGGCCAACCAGAAACUUGGAGAGUUUUGCACGGACAACGUGGGUGGAAAGCCCAUGUAACUAUUUAUUACCUUUCUAUGGUUCUCUGGUGGAGACAGGGGCAGCCAUGUCCCCACAGUGAUUGUCUCCGUCUGCCCAACCCCUCACUGAGGAGCUGGACUACACACCCUGAAUUGCUGCAGACAGGACAGCAGAAAAGCUGCCCCUCACUCCAUGGCUGCAGAUAUCCUUCUCGGAGACACCAGAGAAGCUGUUGGAUAUGUUGGCAGAUUAGGAAGAGGGGUCCUCUCCCUCUCCUCAGCCCUCAGCCUCUCUGUAGGAAAAAUGUGUGGCAGGGCCGGGGGAUAAUAAGAGACCCCUGGAAUAGCUCUUCAUUUUCUAGAAAUCUCCGUCCCCCCACCCUCCCAUCUUUCUAGUCCCUCAGCAGAUUUUCGUUCCAUACCUUUUGGGCAAAGGAG